This is a messenger RNA of Diversispora eburnea, 318 nucleotides long. Lineage: Eukaryota; Fungi; Glomeromycota; Glomeromycetes; Diversisporales; Diversisporaceae. The record is from the annotation of a GenBank genome assembly.
AAUGAAAGUGAUAACAGUAAAGAAAAUGAUAAUGAAAUUGAAAAUAAGGAAGAUAGUAAUAAUUCAGAUUUUACUGAAUCUGAAGAUAAUGAAAAUAAUUUAAAAUUAGAAUCUAAAAACAAUAGUGAUGAUAAUGAAAAUAGUAAUAAUUCAGACUCUAUUGAAUUUGAAGAUAAUAAAAGUAAUUCAGAAUUUGAAUCUAAAAAUAAUAACAAUAAUGAUGAAGAUAUUUUAGAUGAAAUUCUUGUAAUGUUAAGAGAUUCAUUAAUUAAAAUUGAAUUUAAUAUUAAUACUUUAAGUACUAAACAACAAGUCUAA